Molecule: messenger RNA, 3617 nt
Organism: Rhopilema esculentum
Lineage: Eukaryota; Metazoa; Cnidaria; Scyphozoa; Rhizostomeae; Rhizostomatidae
Product: RNA-binding protein 45
Molecular function (GO): RNA binding
Source: RefSeq, a predicted model, not a curated record
GUAUGUACGUUAUCUAGACCGUCACAUUUAAAUGACAUUUCUUGGGAGACAAGAGGUGCUUACUUCGGAAGAAAAUGUUUCAAACAGGGGGAAAGAAGGCGUGGUCCCUGGCACAACGUUUGCCCCCUCACUUAUCCCAGGUUGGAGCCGCCACUGUCGCCAUCGUCAAUCGUUAUCAUAUUAUCACUGCAUAAAUACAAGUUAAAUCAAGCUGAUCAUCAUCAUCGUUCAUUAUCAGAGUAACGAUUAAUUUAAUAAACAUUUGAGAAUUAGUGUCAACACAAGUUUGUUUUAUAUUUUUUCCAUUGUCAACAACAAGGCAUAACGGCGCCACUGCCUUUACCGCGCCAAAGGAAAUUUUCAAGAUGUUUUCUGGUGUUUGUAUCAAAAGAUGUCAAAAUUGUUGACCAACCUGUUGGACGGACAGCCCUCCUUUAUCUAUUGCGCGUGCGUCACCGUCCGGUGGUAAACGAAGUCACGUUGAGAAGAGGGGACACGCAAAACAUGGCAGCUGGGAACGCGCAAGUAAUGGCAUCUAGUUAUUAUGAUCAGGCGAGUUACGGAGAUGUGAAGAUGCCUACGACGUCAAUAAGUAACGGGAGAGAUGCCGGGUUUCCGAAGCCAGGUCAAGUAAAUCACGACGAGCCUCCAUUUUCAAGAGUUUUUGUGGUGUGUAGUAAGAGCCAUACUUCAGAUGAUCUUCGGGCUGCUUUUGAAAAAUAUGGUGCACUUGAAGAUGUCUGGGUCGUGAGAGACAAGUUUACAAAAGAAAGUAGGGGAGUGGCCUAUAUUAAAUUCUCAAAGAUGUCAGAGGCCACUCUUGCAGUUGAAGAGCUGGAUGGCAAACCUCUUGACGAUGAAACCAAACCUAUUAAGGCCCUCAUUGCGAAACCAAAGUCGAGCAAAUCUACAGACGAUUUCGAAGAUGCGACUGCACUGACUAGGCUAUUUAUUGUUAUUCCAAAAAAGAUGGAAGAAGCUGAACUAAAAGGCAUUUUUGAGGAAUAUGGAGAAGUAGAUUACGUUCAAGUAGUGAAAGACAGGAAAACCCGUGAGUCUAAAGGGUUUGGGUAUGUCAACUUCCGAAAGCCUUAUUUUGCAGCUCUUGCUUUGGAAGGCUGUGAUCGUUCAUUCAAGGCUGUAAUGGCAGAGCCAAAGUCAGCUAAGAUCAAACGAGAGUCAAUGUCUGAGCCAAGCUCGCUACCAUACAUUUCUACAUCAGGUGCCACCCAACAUGAAGUGCAGUUUGCUGGACAAAGUCAAGAAACGUACGCACCACAAGCAUUUGCCAUGAGUCUCGGUUUUCCAGACGCUAGGUCAGCUGGGGGUGUGUGCAAUCGCCUUCAAGUUAUGGUAAAUGUUACAGUCAGUCAGGAUCAUUUAGCACGUCUUUUUGACCUCAUACCAGGGAUGGAGUUGUGUGACUUGAAAAAGAAUUUUCAGACUGGCGAGUCUAAAGGUAUUGCAUUUGUUGUUUAUAACAGUGUUGGCUCAGCGGUAUAUGCAAAAGAAAAAUUGAAUGGCUUUGAGUACCCACCAGGCUCAAAGUUAAUUGUUAGGUAUGCACCUGAUGAAGAUGUAUACCCAGUGUCUGCCACGGAUUAUGGUGGGACUGUUGUUGGGCUGCACCCUGGCGAAGCACCAGCUGCCAAACUCAUAUCAACUGCUGCUCUGCCUGCUGUAAAGCCAUUGGCAGAUCCAAAAUCUGAAGUAGGAGAAAGGCUCUUCAUUGUAUGCACGCCAACAGCGCCAAGUGAUAAAACUUUAAAAGACGUUUUCUGUCGAUUUGGAGACCUAAUUGAUGUGUAUAUGCUAAAGAACAAAAAUUUCGGCUAUGCCAAGUAUGCUAGUAAAGGUGCUGCUAAAUCAGCAAUGGAUGCAUUGCACGGAGAAGAGGUCAUGGGUGUCCGAAUGAAGGUUCUUCCAGCUGACCCUCCAAGGUCCCAUGACCCUGCUAGAAAGCGACCACGCACCUGAUGUGCCCUUUAAAUGAAUGAGCUUUAACAGAAUGGAGUUACUUCGUAUUGGGUGCCAAUCGUUUUUCUAUGGGUACUCAGGUAGGUACAAUAAUAGUUUUUCUUAUUUCAAUCUUCAAAUGAAUGUUCAGUUUGAAUUUGUUUUUUGUAGAAAAAAGCCAGUUUCUAAAUAUGUUUUCGUCUAUGAUGUCAUUUUUAUUGAGCAAUUGAGGUUUUGUUUGGUGUUAAUGUGAAUAGUUUUUGUUAUGUACAAAUCAUACUGCGUUAUAGAAACUACAUAUUGUUUGUUAAACUUUUCCGUCAAGUCAACUCUCAUUGAAAGUUUUAUUUAUCAAGACAACCUUACAGAAACCUAAAUCGUGUCCUUACAAAAUGUGUCCUAACCUAAAUCGUUAAAUUUUGUUCACAACUUGAUGAUGUUCACUUUAAAAGCUAUUUUAAAGCUUAGACCGAAUUUGUUUCAUCAUGGAUUCGAGAAUCGUUGAAAAUUUCAGUUUUGGCUGGAAUAGGUUUUAAGUGUAUGGCUUGUUUGUACUACUGGUUUUGUCAUCAAUAGACAAAACUGGUAUUGUCAAGUGACUAUUUCAGUGGGUUGGACGCAAAUCUGUAUUGCAUAGUACUAACAUUCUCUAGUGUUAAAUAUCCUCUGUUAUGUGUUACAUUUAGAAUAGGUAACAAUAUUUCUCUGUUUGAGUGCUCUUGUUAUAAACUGACGUUUUAUUUACUUACUUUUAAGAGACACUUGUUGUUUGUCUGUUUAUACGUAGACGUUUUAAUGACUUUGAAUUAAAGGGACAUUAACUGUAAAAAAAGAAUAAGUUCGCUUUAGUAACGUUAAAGGAGAAUUUGACAAUAAAUUGGAAGCAACAGACGUUCAUUGACAAUCAGCUGACAUACGGAGAAUUGACUAUCUGUGAAAAUUGGUCUUUGCAAUGUUGUGUUUACUUGAGAGACUGUGGAAUGAAACAUAUUAACACGGUUGAAAACCAGUGGCCUGUAAUCGUAAAUGGUUAAAUGGCAAUUGAUGAGGAUGACAGCUAAAUGACAGCAAGCAAAACUCUAUAAACGUACGAAACGACUGGAAGAUAUCCCAAAAUGCACCUUAAAAGAACCACCAACGUCUGGAGCAGCACAAAUGCUCUAUUGCGUAUACACUGACUGAGAAAUAGACUACAAAUUGCAUUGAUAACGGUAUGCAUCAAUAAAGCACAGAUUUCCAGUGAUAAUGUGUAAAAUAAGAUUGAUAUUGCACACACUCCCUUCUCUUACAACAUGCACGCCUAUGAACUGAUGCACUCGUCUAACCUCGUGAUGACAUUAACACCCUCCUCCUCACUAUCCUACGCAGCUUUGCAAAACGCCAACCUCCGGAAAACGAAAACAUUAAAGUUGAUACCGGGAACAUGAAACUGAGAACAUUGCAAAGGCAAAAAAGAAACAGCUUUGUGAGACGCUCUUAUGCUGUCCUGACAAUGGUCGACGGGUUGGAACCAUACCUGAGGUGGGACUGGUUGCUAAGCAAGAACUGAAGAAACUUUUUGACGAUUCGGUUAAAUUUAAAUGCAAUGGUAUAUAAAUAGCAAUUUACGUAGUAGAUGAUUAUAUUCCUGUCUAGAGAAAAAUCUAUCUAGUAUUUGAAAA